This is a messenger RNA of Kwoniella shivajii, 1374 nucleotides long. RefSeq lists its product as uncharacterized. The record is from RefSeq and is a predicted model, not a curated record. NCBI's taxonomy places the organism in Eukaryota, Fungi, Basidiomycota, Tremellomycetes, Tremellales, Cryptococcaceae. Bases 1 to 1374 code for a protein of 457 amino acids. The transcript is spliced from 6 exons.
AUGUCAGCUAACAGCCUUUCCUAUUUCGACAAGGCACACUGUACACCUUGCAGCUCAUCCGGCACCGCAACUACUGGAUAUCAUACGAUGUACGAAGCGGUAACAAGCAGCAACGCUCAGUGGCAAUCGUGGAAUAACCAUACCCAGCUCCGUCCUAAAUUCCCAAGUCAGCAGACCGAUGAAACACCGCUUGGAUACCCUUCAAAUGUGGUCGAUGCUGAUCCUCGCCCUGACCCGAAGUACACAUAUCGAAGUUCGAUCGACACUGAUAUACCAGCUUCAUUGCCUAUUAUGAUUGACGGAAACACGACUGCCAGUGUGUCCCAGGGCCCAGUGGAUUAUGACACACUCCUUGACGUUUGUCAUAAUGGUCAAGUAAUGCAUCUCAACUUGUGUAUUGGUAAGGCUAUUGAAAACUAUACGCUUGAUCAACUUGAAUCUGCCUAUCAACUUGGUUCAGUAACGAUCGGAAGGUCUGAACACAGUACGAGCAGGUCAAUGAAUGAGCUACAGAUCGUAUCGAUGGAUGAUGCCAAAUCAGAAGGUUUAUUCCCUAAUCUUGGCACUCGAUUCACGCUAUCACACUGGAUGGUGAGAGAAUCAAUCUCAUCUCAUGGCCUCUCAGAUUGUGACAGAUAUCGUAAACGUACGAGGUAUUUGGAGAAAAAGAGAAAAAAACGAAACAAGCCCCGUGAGGCAAUUGACUCAACUGUACCAAAUACUGUUGCACGCAAAUUGUACGAGAUAGACGAGAUUGUACCUCAAGUCGAUUACCCUAGUACUUUCGCAUCUUGCUAUUACGAUGGCAAGGACAUAUUGACAGAAAUCACUAAUUCACUGAAAAAGAAUUACUCGGUUGCCGAUUUGAAAUUCUUUAGGAAUCAGGGAUCAAGAACAGUAACCAUCAACGAUCGACCUGUAGUGGUCAGGGCGGUGGAUAUAGUGGCUGAAGAGAAUCUAACAUUUAAGGAUAUCUAUCACAGGGAUCCAGAGAAACGUGAAACCUCAAAUAUUCUAGUAUCUCAGUGUCUUGAAGAGGCUAUUACAAAUCAUGAUAAGCCAGGAAAACGUCAAUUCAGACGACGAAAACGUUACAAGGAGUCUACAAACACUUCUGAUGAAGACGCUCAAAUUGUUGAUAGUGAGUAUACCACCAAUGAUGCCACGAGCUACACACCAGGAAGCGAUCCUCGUCCUGAAGCUUUGGAUCUCACAACAGCAAGUCUCGACUAUGUCCAGUCCAUGGAUGAUCAGUCUAUCGAGACUGAUCGCGCUGAACUUACUUCACUCUCUCGCGUACGAUCUCGCCGAGAAGCUGAUCCCUUCUUUGUAAGGGGUUACAGCAGGAACAUAAAAGAUUUGCUAGAUUUGUGA